This is a messenger RNA of Aspergillus campestris IBT 28561, 1068 nucleotides long. Its product is annotated as Nif3-like dinuclear metal center hexameric protein. Lineage: Eukaryota; Fungi; Ascomycota; Eurotiomycetes; Eurotiales; Aspergillaceae. The record is from RefSeq and is a predicted model, not a curated record. Gene Ontology annotation, cellular component: mitochondrion; cytoplasm. Bases 1 to 1068 code for a protein of 355 amino acids. The transcript has 3 exons.
AUGUCCUCUUCCCUCAUCCCCGCAUCGUCACCCUUCACCCGGGCAGUGGUGAACUCUAUGAGGAAGUUAUAUCCCGAGUCCCUCGCAGACAAGAGCUUCGACAAUACAGGCUUACUCCUCGAGGCCCCGUUCAACCCUGCGCGCAGACAGAAGAACUCGGUCCUCUUGACCAUCGACCUCACCAGAGCCGUUGCGGAUGAAGCGAUUGCCCGUCGGGACUCGGUGGUUGUCGCCUACCACCCCAUCAUCUUCCGGGGCCUCAAAUCCCUUACCCUGAACGACUCACAGCAGAACUCUCUCCUCCGACUAGCCCAAGAGGGCAUCAGUGUCUACUCCCCCCACACCGCCGUCGAUGCGACCCCCGGUGGGAUGGCCGACUGGCUCUGCGACAUUGUGACCGGAGCUCUCACCCCAUCAAGUGAUGCAGCACCCGCAAUUGAGAAAUCCUCGUCCCAAACCUACUCGCAGGCCGUCUUUCCCCAGCCCCAACCUGCUUCUGCCACUCCGUCGUCUGCCGUGCCCCACGAGCGCAGCACCAUCCACCCCUCCCCGCCGCCCGUGCCAGAAGGCCUGGAAUCCGCAGGAAUGGGCCGCAUCGUCACCUUCCAAACACCCCAGCCCCUCGCCGCCAUUGUCGAUCGAAUCGGCCGCGGCACUGGAAACCCCGGCGGUAUCCCCAUUGCCAUCCCGCAGUCCGCGUCGGUGGACGACUUGAAGAUCCGCACGGUGGGAGUGUGCCCUGGAUCGGGUUCGAGUGUCCUUUUCAAAGCCCCUGGCGGCAUUCCCGAUCUGCUGUUUACCGGCGAACUGAGCCACCACGAGGCACUGGCUGCCGUUGAGCAAGGCUCGGUGGUUGUUGCGUUGGCUCAUUCCAACAGCGAGCGGGGGUAUCUUCGGGCUGUGAUGCGUGAAAAGCUCGCAGGGACUUUGGCCACGGAGUGGGAGACCGUGCGGAAACAGCCCGAGAAUGCGCCAGCUUGGGAGGAGGCAUAUGCGGAUACGGAGAGCGCGGUUGACGUGAGCAAUCAGGACAGGGACCCGUAUGGGAUUAUGAUUCGACAAGUCUAG